Insectozyma verbasci is the source of this 1428-nucleotide messenger RNA. NCBI's taxonomy places the organism in Eukaryota, Fungi, Ascomycota, Pichiomycetes, Serinales, Debaryomycetaceae. The record is from the annotation of a GenBank genome assembly.
AUGCCAGUAUCAACAACAGCAUUUACUACUAGUACAAAUGAAUUUGCUAAAGCGGAACAACAAAUAAUUCAAGAACAACAGUUACAAUCAAAAAUUAUAAAUGAAGAAUAUAAAAUUUGGAAAAAAACAGUUCCUUUAUUGUAUGACCUCAUUCAUACAUUUGCGUUUGAUUCAUCAUCAUUAAUAUUUGAAUGGGUUAAAGAUUACAAAAAGAUUAAUUCCGAUUAUAUCCAAUGUCAAUAUUUAAUAGGAACGAAUACAAGUAUAAAAACAGACAACUACCUCAAACUAGGCUCGAUUAAUCUUCCAAAAUCAUUAAUAUCUCAAACUUCAGACAUACCUAUCCCUUCUUCAGUAGAUACAUCAGAUUUUCAAAUAUUAAAACAAUGGAAAACACAAUCUGAAAUUAAUGCACUUAAAAUAAAUGGAGAUGUUGCAAUUAGUUUCAAUUCAAAUGGAUUAAUUCAAAGUUAUAAUCUCAUUAAUAAUGAUAUAGUAGAUUAUAAAUAUCAUAAACAAGAAGGAUAUGCAUUAAAUUGGUUUAAUUCAAGUUCAUUCUUAUCCGGCUCAUUAGACUCCCAAAUUGCAUAUUGGGAUAUUUCAAAACCAUCUACACCAAUACAAUUAUUUAAAUCUCAUUCGGGUGCAGUUAACGAUAUUUCAUCGUUAGAAUUUAGGAAGUUAAUUGGGUCCGUUUCAGAUGAUUCAACUACUCAAUUUCAUGAUUUACGUACUUCUGAAAAUCCAAUAAUUUCAAUUGAGAAUAAACAUAUUCAAAAUUGUAUUUCAUUCCAUCCUUCAGUUGAUACAUUAUAUGUAACUGGUGGAAAAGAUAACAUUGUAAAUUUAUAUGAUAUAAGAAAUUAUAAAAUACCAUUUAGGAAAUUUUACGGUCAUAAUGAUUCUAUAUCACAACUCAAAUGGGAUCCAAAUAGUCCAAAUUUAUUAUAUUCCUCAGGGAUUGAUAAAAGAAUAUUACAAUGGGAUUUAGAGUCUUUGGAUGAAGAAUUUACAUAUCCGGAUGAAUCAGAAUCUGGUAAAAAGAAUAAGAAGAGUGAUAAAAUUGAUCCAUGUUUGAAAUUUAUUCAUGGUGGUCAUUUAAAUAGAAUUAAUUCAUUUGAUAUACAUCCAAAAAUUAAAAAUUUGAUUGGAAGUGUUGGCGAUGAUAAAUUAAUGGAAAUUUGGAAAAUAAAAACAAUACCUGAGGAAGAAGAAGAGGAAGAAAAAGAAGAGGAAGAAAAAGAAGAAGAAAAAGAAGCAGAAGAAAAGGAAGAGGAAGAAAAAGAAGAGGAAACUAACGAAGAAAAGGAAAACAAAGAGGAGCCGAAAGAAGAUGAAGAGAUUAAAGAGGAAGAAGAAUCAAAGGAAGAACCAACAGAGCCAACAGAAUCAAAAGAAGGAGAUGGUGAUGUCGAAAUGAAAGAGUAG